This is a messenger RNA of Onthophagus taurus, 2492 nucleotides long. The record is from RefSeq and is a predicted model, not a curated record. NCBI's taxonomy places the organism in Eukaryota, Metazoa, Arthropoda, Insecta, Coleoptera, Scarabaeidae.
GUUCUACUGACCCAUCAAGCGUCUAAAAGGAGUUUUUCGCGAUCGUUUGAUUUCCAAGCGAGCGACCUUUGCGGCGAAGAAGGCGAAUCAAGAACUAGCCCAUUUGAAAGUCGGUUUCCUAUAAAUAUUGGGAUUACUGGAUAUGUUGCCGCGAGGGGAGAGACUGUGAAUAUUGUUAAUGCGUACGAUGAUAGCCGGUUUGAUCCCAGCGUGGAUAGAAACAGCAACUUUCAGCAUAAAAGCAUCCUUUGUAUGGCUAUUAAAAAUUCUUCGUGCGAAAUUAUAGGCGUUAUCCAAUUGAUUAAUAAAUUUAAUGAUUUGCCGUUUACCAAAAAUGAUGAAAACUUUGUGGAGGCUUUUGCUAUUUUUUGUGGGAUGGGAAUUCAUAACACCCAUAUGUAUGAAAAGGCUGUUGUGGCCAUUGCCAAACAAAGCGUUACUCUUGAAGUUUUAUCUUAUCACGCAACAUCAAGUAUAGAAGAUGCUCAAAGAAUUAGACAAAUGAGGGUUCCAUCUGCGGUAUCGUUUUGUUUGCACGAGUUCUCUUUCGAUGAUGUUGGGUUAUCUGAUGAUGAAACUCUUACGGCAUGUAUAAGAAUGUUCCUUGAUCUUGAUCUAGUCGAGAGGUUCCACAUGGACUAUGAGGUCCUCUGUCGGUGGUUGUUAUCCGUUAAGAAAAAUUAUCGUAAUGUUACCUAUCAUAAUUGGCGGCACGCUUUUAAUGUUGCCCAAAUGAUGUUCUCCAUUUUAACAGCUACUGGUUGGUGGAAUAUUUUCGGAGAAAUUGAAGUUUUAGCUUUGAUAAUCGGUUGUCUAAGCCAUGAUUUGGAUCAUAGAGGAACCAACAAUUCCUUUCAAAUAAAAGCUUCAUCUCCUUUAGCCCAAUUAUAUUCAACCUCAACAAUGGAACAUCAUCAUUUCGAUCAGUGCAUAAUGAUCUUAAAUUCGCCAGGGAAUCAAUUAUUAUCAAACCUUUCGCCAGAGGAUUACUCUGGGGUGAUAAAGGUAUUGGAGGAAGCAAUUCUAAGUACCGAUUUGGCUGUGUAUUUUAGAAAACGAGGUAUAUUUUUCAAUGUAAUAAGAAACGGCCCGGUGUGGGCUAAAGACGACCAUCGGGAACUGCUCAGGGCGAUGUUAAUGACAGUUUGCGAUUUAGCGGCAAUCACGAAACCUUGGGAGGUCGAGAAGAGGGUUGCGGAAUUAGUUUCGUCGGAAUUUUUCGAACAGGGCGACAUGGAACGGGAGAAAUUAAAUCUUACACCUAUUGAUAUCAUGAAUAGGGAAAAAGAAGAUCAGUUACCAUUAAUGCAAGUCGGAUUCAUCGACUCAAUCUGCUUACCAAUUUAUCAAGCAUUUGCUGAGUUAUCAGACAAAUUAGAACCUUUAGCAGAGGGAGUGCGAAUAAAUAGAGCGCAUUGGGUGGAGUUGGCGGAAGAAUACAAUCUUUCCGCUCCUUCGGAUGACGUCGUUGAAAAAGACACCAACGAUAACAUGGCAAUCUCUAAAUCUAGCGUGAAUGAUGAUUCGGAAGAAACUGAAACCACCCCGAAUUCGCCAGCCCAUAAUUGUUGUUCAACCGAAUCUGAUUAACAAAAAGAAACCGCACCCUUAACUUAUUGUCAUUAGCCUUUAAUUUACAAAAAAACGUAUACUAACGAUUGUAUUUAUAAUGUAGAUAUCAGAUGACCUUAUUUAUUUUCUAUGUUAAUUGUUAAGAAGCAAAGACUUAAUUAACGUUUAGGAUUGCGCAAGGUUGGUACGUAACUUUUUUUAGAAAAUUGUUUCGGUUCUUAAAUUGCCUUAAAUUAAAUUAAAUUAAAUGAUAAAAAUGAACUUGGCUUUUAUGGAAGUAAAUCAAAAUGAUAUAUAUUGUAGAAUAUGGACCAUUAAUAUUGUGAAAAUAUAAAAAUAGUACAACAGUACAAAAAUAUUUGAAACAAGUUUUUUAAGGCAAUAAUCAAAAUUUUUCGUCUAUUUAAAAAAAAAACUAUACUGUUUUAAGAGCCGCAUAUUUAACACCUAAUAAUAAAAAAAUCACCCAUUACACUAUUACUUUUUAAUCUUAUUCAUAGCAUAGUAUCGUUUGCUCUCUCGUUAAAAAAAAAACACGAACCCUCACCUGUAAUUCGACCACUAUGUCUAUGUCUCUUUUGUGAUAUUUGUUGUCCGAUCGGACGAUGCGUAUUUCAUUACGGUAUUAUUAUUAGUUAAUCGCGUCAACCAAAGUGUAUAUUGGCGAUAAUUUGUGCUAAUUGUGGGUUAUAAAAUUUAACUGUUGAAUGAACGCACAAAGUAUGAUGUUAUUGAUUUAAUAUAAUAAUUGAUGAAUGAAUGAACGAGGUAUUCCAAAAACCCCCUUAAAAAAAUUCAUCCUUUAAAAUCUCUGUUUAUUUCCGGUUAAAUUAAAUUAAAUUCAUUUUUAAUCCUAAAGAUGUAUGUAGAGAGUAGAAAAUCAAAUUGACCACUAAUAUAUUUAUGAACUACUUAAAAAA